CUUUUCUUUUCAAUUACAGACAGCAUUUUGUGAACAACUAGUAGUAACACAGAAAGCGUUUGGUGGAGAGAUGCGCUACACGUUUAAGCCGGAUGACUGUAUGGUCAUCACCAUUCCUCUGGGAAACCUCAGGAACACCGGAGACGGUCACCUGAUGCCCGAGAAAUUCACCUGCGUCUUCAAAGAUGCUUACAAGGUCUUUCUUAAAGGACGGCCAAAGGAACUCGGGGCGGCUCAGCUCAGCAUCGGAGUGUUUGUCAUUUGCAUCGGCAGCCUCAUUACUCAUGAAUACGGUCCGUCCCAUCUAGUGUACACCCUACCUAGUGCCCUGUUCAUUGCAAGUGGGAUUCUGUCAUUUGCAGCUGGAAAUUCUCCAUUCAUGCCUGUGGUGAAGCUCUCCUUCAUAUUCAACAUUAUCAGCCUUUUCUGGUCAAUCUCUGCUAUAGUUCUCUGUUCAGAAAACAUGUUUGCGGGGCUGAAGGUGGUGAUCAUUGUCUUGUGUGCGCUGGAGUUGAUUCUGGCUCUGAUUCUGAUCUUCUGGGAGAGUAAAGCUGUGUGCCGAUCUCACUUCAACACUCUGCCAUUGAUCUCCAUCAAGCAAGAGGCUUGAUCAGACGAAUGAGAUCGAGGAUAAAUGACCCAUUUGUGAAUGAACUGUAAUGACAUCUAAAUUGAAUGUGUAUAUAAAUGCCUGUUUAAUGCUUUCUUCUGCAGUGUCAGGGUCAUGGGUUUGAAUAGAUCAAAUGUUUAGCAUGAAUGUACUGUAAAUUGCUGUAUAAACAUGUUUGCCAAAUGCAUAAAUGUAAAUGCGCCACAAGUUUUGCAUUUGCUCACUAUUAAAGUACUGAGUACUGUUUA
Molecule: messenger RNA, 858 nt
Organism: Carassius carassius (crucian carp)
Lineage: Eukaryota; Metazoa; Chordata; Actinopteri; Cypriniformes; Cyprinidae
Product: membrane-spanning 4-domains subfamily A member 4D-like
Exons: 7
Coding region: 71-610 (179 amino acids)
Cellular component (GO): membrane
Source: RefSeq, a predicted model, not a curated record